This is a messenger RNA of Amyelois transitella, 1281 nucleotides long. RefSeq lists its product as uncharacterized. The transcript is spliced from 8 exons. The coding region runs from base 49 to 1281 and encodes 410 amino acids. Lineage: Eukaryota; Metazoa; Arthropoda; Insecta; Lepidoptera; Pyralidae. The record is from RefSeq and is a predicted model, not a curated record.
UUCUCCUUUGGUCGUCAGCUCCGAGUGUACCUACUUUGUUUUGUUAAAAUGAAACUGUUCAUCAUAGCCGCCCUGGUCGCAGUCAGCGCAGCAGCUCGUUUGGAACACCUGGAGCGGUCCUACCUCCCCCCGGACCAGUCGGGAGCAGGGUCUAACAGCUUCGGAUCCGCUGGUGCUUUCGGAAGCCAGGGUGCAUCUGGAAGCCAGGGAGCUUUCGGAAGCCAAGGAGCCUUUGGAAGCCAGGGUGCCUCCGGUAGCCAGGGUGCUUUCGGAAGCCAAGGUGCUGAUGCCUUUGGAGCUGCUACUUCUAACCAGUACCUGCCCCCUAACCAUGGACCUUCUGCUGGAAACGGUCAGAACGGAUUCGGCGCUAACAAGCAAGGUUUCCAACGCAGCCAAGGUCAGGGUUCCUCCCAGUUCGGUUCACAAUUCGGAUCAUCCCAGCCCAGCAACCAAUACGGUGCUCCCAGCCGCUUCGGCCAGCCCCAAGGUCAGGGUCAAAGCCAGGGUCAAAACCAGUUUGGGGCAGCCAGCGCCGCCAGCCGUCAGUACCUGGCGCCUAAAGCUUCAAACUUCGACAAUAUCCCACAGCAAGCCUUCGAUGAGAAGACAGGAUACCAGAACGACUUGUACCGGCUCCGACGAUGUUAUGUCGGAGGUAUAAAUGCACCAAAUGUAAUUUUUACAUCCAUAAUAGCGCUAAGCUCAGCCGCUCAGCUCCCAAACAGUUAUCUCCCACCAAACCAGGGUUACCAACAGGGGUCAUUCCAGGGUCAAAGCUCCAGUUUCCAGGGAUCCCAGAAUCAGUUCAGUUCAGGUGGAACGGGAAACAGACGACCCCAGCAAGAACAGGAGAAGAACGCACAGAUUAUAAAACAGGAACAAGAGAUUAAUGAAAAUGGAUUCCAUUACAGUUACGAAACGUCCAACGGAAUCCGAGCCGAGGAGGCUGGUAACGCGGCUCAAACUCAAGGCGGUUUCUCAUACCAGGGCGACGAUGGUAAUACGUACACUGUCACCUUCACUGCUGGAGAAGGUGGUUUCCAACCCCAGGGUGCCCAUCUGCCUGUAGCCCCACCGAUACCACCAGAAAUCCUGGCUGGUCUUCAGCAGAAUGAGAAGGAUGAGGCCGCUGGUAUUUUUGAUGAUGGUAAUUACCGACCUGAUGCUCAUGGUGGAGGAAACAGACCUGGCAGUGGCAUCUCCUCAUCAUCCAACCAAAACUUCGGGUCAUCAGGUCAUCAAAAUAGUUUCAGUUCAAACGCUGGCUACAAGUAUUAA